Plasmodium berghei ANKA is the source of this 897-nucleotide messenger RNA. RefSeq names its product KRR1 small subunit processome component, putative. Gene Ontology annotation, molecular function: RNA binding. Lineage: Eukaryota; Apicomplexa; Aconoidasida; Haemosporida; Plasmodiidae. The record is from RefSeq and is a predicted model, not a curated record. Bases 1 to 897 code for a protein of 298 amino acids. Gene Ontology annotation, cellular component: small-subunit processome; nucleolus. The transcript has a single exon.
AUGGAAAACGGUAAGGAUGAAGAAAAUGUAAACAAAAAUAAAAGAUAUAGAAAAGACAAACCUUGGGACAAUGAAAAUAUAGACCAUUGGAAAAUCGAAAAAUUCACAAAAGAAGAUAAUAAACAUCAUUUUUUAGAAGAAUCAAGUUUUAAAAUAUUAUUUCCUAAAUAUCGAGAAAAAUAUUUACAGCAAUUUAGUACAGAUAUAAAAAACACAUUGCAUAAUCAUUUUAUAAAAUUUGAAAUAAAUUUAAUUGAAGGAUAUAUGACAGUUAAAACAACAAAAAAAACAUUUGACCCAUAUAUAAUUAUAAAAGCACGUGAUAUGAUAUCCUUGCUUUCACGUAGUGUGCCUUAUAACCAUGCAAAAAGAGUAUUAGAUGAUGAAAUAUUUUGUGAUAUUAUAAAAAUUAGUGGUUAUAUAAGAAAUAAAAAUAAAUUUAUUAAAAGGAGACAAAGAUUAUUAGGAAGUAAUGCUACUACUUUAAAAGCUCUUGAAAUAUUAACACAAUGUUAUAUUUGUGUUCAUGGAAAAACUGUAUGUGUUAUUGGAAAUUUUAAAUCUUUAAAAAUCGUAAGAAGGAUUGUUAUUGAUUGCAUGAAAAAUAUUCACCCAGUUUAUCAUAUAAAAGAAUUAAUUGCAAAACGAGAGUUAGAAAAAAAUGAUGAAUUAAAAAAUGAAAAUUGGGAAAAAUAUCUUCCGAAUUUUAAAAAAAGAAAUGUUCAACGAAAAAAAAUCAAACAAAAAUUAGAAAAUAAAAAUGGUAAGAAAAAAUCCGUUUUUCCACCUGAUCAAUUACCAAGAAAAAUUGACAUACAAAUGGAAACUGGUGAAUAUUUUAUGAACAGAAAUAAUAAAAAAAAAAAACAACAAAAAGAAAAUCCUAAAGAUGAGUAG